This is a messenger RNA of Cladophialophora psammophila CBS 110553, 381 nucleotides long. Its product is annotated as ribonucleoprotein-associated protein. Gene Ontology annotation, cellular component: box C/D methylation guide snoRNP complex; precatalytic spliceosome; small-subunit processome. The record is from RefSeq and is a predicted model, not a curated record. Gene Ontology annotation, biological process: ribosome biogenesis; maturation of SSU-rRNA; mRNA splicing, via spliceosome. Gene Ontology annotation, molecular function: RNA binding. Lineage: Eukaryota; Fungi; Ascomycota; Eurotiomycetes; Chaetothyriales; Herpotrichiellaceae. The transcript is spliced from 3 exons. The coding region runs from base 1 to 381 and encodes 126 amino acids.
AUGGCUGACAACCCGAGCGCUGCGUGGCCCUUGGCCGACGAGGCACUAUCCCAGAAGAUUCUGGACACCGUCCAACAAGCCUCCCACCACCGCCAGCUGAGAAAGGGCGCCAACGAAACGACGAAAACUCUCAACCGCGGCACCGCCGAACUCGUCGUCUUGGCCGCCGACACCUCUCCCCUCGCCAUCCUCCUGCACCUACCCCUUCUCGCAGAAGACAAGAACGUACCCUACGUCUACGUCAAUUCCAAGACAGCUCUAGGGAGAGCAUGCGGUGUGUCGCGGGCGGUUAUUGCGGCGAGCAUCACGACCAACGAAUCUAGUGAUUUGAUGCCCCAGAUUCGCGAGUUGAAGAAUCGGGUGGAAAGAUUGAUGAUCUAG